UAUUGCAUCUUCAGACUGAUGUAGCAGGUGCCACCUUUAUGGCAGCCGGCAGCUCCGCUCCAGAACUGGCAACAGCAAUCAUCGGAGUCUUCGUGGCAAAGGAUGACGUUGGCCUAAGUACAGUGGUUGGUUCUGCCAUUUACAAUGUCAUGUUUGUCAUCAGUGUUUGCGGAUUUGCUGCUGGAACGGUUGUUCAACUCUGUUGGUGGCCUCUGACUAGAGACUGUAUAGCCUAUCUUGUGAGCAUUGGUGCACUUAUCUUUGUCAUUGCUGAUGAAGUUAUUACUUGGUAUGAGUCUAUAAUCUUUCUGGUGCUGUAUGGCCUGUACAUAUUUUUCAUGUUUUUUAAUCAACGACUGGAAAGAAGGCUGGUGCCAAUGUUCUCGUGUUGCCCAAAAGAAUCCUCGUCUGUUCCAGAUCAAGUGAUUGUUCAUUAUGAGAAAAUGUCAGAGGGUGACACUCCAGAUGGCCCAAAUGAGACAACAUUAGUUUUGCCGAAGCAUUCCCACACAGGCAGUACAAUAUCCAUUGACUCUGCUGAAUCUACCACAGAAAUCCACAAAAAAGUUCCAGAUGAGGCAGUAUGGCACAGACCACCAUCAGGCCGCUGGUCUUGUGCCUUGUGGUGCAUCUCAUUACCCAUUUGUUUCCUUCUAUACUUCAGUGUGCCAGACUGUAGGCUGGAUCGGUUCAGAAAGUGGUUUUGGGUCACAUUUUUCAUGUCCUUGGUCUGGCUGUCAGUGUUUUCAUUCCUAAUGGUUUGGAUGAUUACCAUUAUUGGUGACCUGACUUUUGUUGCAUUUGGGGUUAGCCUUCCUGAUGUUGUUGCAAGUGUGUUGGUCAUCAAAGAUGGUCUUGCUGACAUGGCUGUAUCAAAUGCAGUUGGAAGUAAUGUGUUUGACAUCCUGGUAUGUUUGGGUAUCCCAUGGUUCAUACAAACAUGUAUUAUGAAACCUGGCAGUGAGGUGCAAGUAUACAGUGAAGGAUUGCUGUAUUCAUCCAUCAUGCUGCUGUCGACUGUUGCCCUGCUUCUGUCUUUAAUUCACCUCAACAAAUGGACCUUGGACAAACGCAUCAGCAUUGCCUUCCUGGUGAUCUAUGUUGCCUACACAGUACUGGCAUCACUUUAUGAGAUGAAUAUAUUUGGUUAUUUCCAUCCAGAGGAGUGUCCCAGUGACUACUGA
Molecule: messenger RNA, 1184 nt
Organism: Candidula unifasciata
Lineage: Eukaryota; Metazoa; Mollusca; Gastropoda; Stylommatophora; Geomitridae
Source: the annotation of a GenBank genome assembly